ACUAAACUUUGUUCUUAAUUUUUUUUUGGUAGAGUAAAAUUGUACGUCAAAUAAAAAUGGUGGAUAUAGCAAGUAAUCUGAAAAUUAUUUGCGAUAAACUUGUUGCUGCCUCUGCAAAACGAGCACCGGAAUUUCAACAUUUUCAACCUAAACUAGUGGCAGUGAGUAAAUUUCAUCCUUCAGAAGCAGUAAUAAAAGCUUACGAAGCAGGACACAGGCAUUUUGGUGAAAAUUACGUUAAUGAAUUAUCAGAAAAGGCAAACAAUGCAGAAAUUCUAGAAAAGUGCAAGGAAAUAAAGUGGCAUUUCAUUGGACAUUUACAAAGGGGUAAUGUUAAUAGACUAUUGAAAGUGGAAAAUCUUUAUCUGGUUGAAACUGUUGAUAGUGAAAAAAUUGCUGCUGCCCUUGAUAAUGCUUGGCCAAAAUUUAGAAAAAGCGAUGCCAAGUUGAAAGUUAUGGUCCAGGUUAACACCAGCAGAGAAGAAGCCAAGAGUGGUUGUGAAGUAGAAAAUGCAUCAUCAAUGGUAAAGUAUGUACUAGAGAAAUGUUCGAAUCUGGAAUUUACUGGGCUAAUGACCAUUGGAGAAUAUGGCUAUGAUGUAUCUCAAGGUCCUAAUCCAGAUUUCUUGACUCUGGUGGAGUGUAAAAAAAAGGUUUGUGAGGAAUUAGGUCUCAAUAGCAAAAGAGUGGAUCUGUCAAUGGGAAUGUCUACUGACUUUGAACAUGCUAUUGAAUUAGGAAGUUCACUGGUCCGUGUUGGAACUGCCAUAUUUGGGGAUCGGCCAAAGAAGUCAGACUAGUUUUAUAAAGUAACAUUUAUUUUAAAAACGGAGACGCAGUAUG
Messenger RNA from Copidosoma floridanum, 843 nucleotides. Its product is annotated as pyridoxal phosphate homeostasis protein. Gene Ontology annotation, cellular component: intracellular anatomical structure. The record is from RefSeq and is a predicted model, not a curated record. Lineage: Eukaryota; Metazoa; Arthropoda; Insecta; Hymenoptera; Encyrtidae. Gene Ontology annotation, molecular function: pyridoxal phosphate binding.